AUGCACCGACGCCGAAGCUGCCUGACCCAACGACGGUACAGGAAGAAGAUCGAGGACAAGGCAACUUUUCUGUCAAAUGAAGUAGCUCGACUGCGUGACGAGUUCCAAGAGCUUAAGGUGAGAAAGACGCGCGUUUUGAAGCCAGCCGUGCCCCGCACAAACCCAUUGAGGCUUGUGGUGGAGUACUUCCAUCGUUUCCGCCACGGCCUCGAUCUACAGCAGCCUCUGGAUGAAGAACACGCACAGAAAAACUUUCUGCAGAGAGUCAUGGCGUCUGAGGUCGCCUCGAACCGAGGUUUUGGCGUGCAGACGAUGCUGGACGAGUGGAGAACCCUACCACUGCGUCACGACAACCUGGAGGUUGCGCUUGUGAAGCUGAAUUACGGCGCAAAAUAUGUCAUUGUCGCUGACGUAAAGAUUGCCACGACCAUCACUGAGCCAGCGCUCCACAAGGCGCUAGCUGGCAUGAAUGCUGACGACAAGGAGACCAACUUGCCUAUGCUUGCGUGGAAGCUACUCGUCCAGCGACUCGUCCUCCCCGGUACUGUGCGCUUCGAGUGGGAUGAGGCAAACUAUCAAUUCUCUAGCGUCUUCUCACAGGUAGACAUGCUGAGGCCCUUGAUGAGACUGCUUGGUACUGUGGCGGAAACAUCCAUAGUACUGAAUUGUGCGCUCGGAAUAGCUGUCUGA
This is a messenger RNA of Phytophthora sojae, 690 nucleotides long. RefSeq lists its product as hypothetical. The transcript has a single exon. NCBI's taxonomy places the organism in Eukaryota, Oomycota, Peronosporomycetes, Peronosporales, Peronosporaceae. The record is from RefSeq and is a predicted model, not a curated record. The coding region runs from base 1 to 690 and encodes 229 amino acids.